AAGUGCGCGCCGAAGCAGCCUACUUCAACCUCGUCAGAUUUGUUUGAUUUGCUCAUUACCCACGCGGACAAAUCAUCUUGUACACAGCGGACAUGGCAGAAGCGCAAAGACCGAAAAUCGGCGUGGGCGUCGUGAUCCACAACGGCGCUGGCAACAUUGUGAUGGGCGAGCGAGCGGGUUCGCAUGGUGCUGGCACUAUGCAAUGUCCGGGGGGCCAUCUUGAGUACGGCGAGUCGUUCGCCGAGUGUGCGAAGCGCGAGGUGCUCGAGGAGACGGGACUGGAGGUGGGCAAUGUCAAGUUUCUCGUUGCGACGAAUGAUGUGUUUGGGGAGGGGAAGCACUAUGUGACUGUCUUUGUGACGUGUACGAUUGUCGGCGAGAACACGGUGCCACAGCCGAUGGAACCGGAGAAGUGCGCGCGGUGGGACUGGAUACCUUGGGCGCAAAUGUGGGCUUGGGCGAAGGAGCAGGCAGAGGCGGAGGCUGGAGGAAAGAGCGUGAACAAGCAGAUGUUUUUGCCGCUGGUGAACUUGUAUCGGGAGUAUCCUGGUAUGGAGCACUGUCUGGCGUAGCCGUUAGUGAUGCGAUCAAAGUACAUAUACA
Messenger RNA from Paraphaeosphaeria sporulosa, 603 nucleotides. RefSeq lists its product as uncharacterized. NCBI's taxonomy places the organism in Eukaryota, Fungi, Ascomycota, Dothideomycetes, Pleosporales, Didymosphaeriaceae. Gene Ontology annotation, cellular component: cytosol. The transcript is spliced from 3 exons. Gene Ontology annotation, molecular function: 8-oxo-7,8-dihydrodeoxyguanosine triphosphate pyrophosphatase activity. The coding region runs from base 93 to 572 and encodes 159 amino acids. The record is from RefSeq and is a predicted model, not a curated record. Gene Ontology annotation, biological process: dGTP catabolic process.